AUGAGUUAUCAACAAUCACAGGAGAUGUAUCACGACAAUUCUUCUGCGCGUUCCCCUGGCUCGCAGCGUCACCAGCAGCCUCUGCACCGUCAGCCUUCCCGACAAUUCGACGCAUACGGCCCAAUGCCUGUCAAUCUGUACGAUGAUCCAAUGGCUCGCUACGAUAUCGGCCGUCUGGAGCGAUUGAACCCGUCCUUGCACAAUAAUUCCUAUGCGUAUGAUCUUCCUGGCUCGCAGACGUGGAAUCCCAACGGGUUUGCCAAUGCUCAGACUCUGGGAGCCAUCCGGUCGGCCUCGGCCAGCCUCAAGUCCACCUCACGGACCGGUCGGGCGGGCUUGCCUACGACGUGGCUUGACCAACAACCUGGUAUCCCCAGUCCAUUUUCCAAUCUUGGACCCGGACCUCUUCAGAGUGGUGCAGUACGCGCCGAAACCACGGGUCCCUCGGAGGCAGACGACGAGCUGAUUCCGACCGCGAUCGUCAUCAAGAACAUCCCCUUCGCCGUCAAGAAAGAGCAGCUGGUACAGUUGAUGACAGAGCUCAGUCUUCCACUUCCGUAUGCGUUCAACUACCACUUCGACAAUGGUGUAUUCCGGGGUUUGGCCUUUGCGAACUUCACUUCCGCCGAGGAGACCGCCACUGUCAUUGACGUUCUCAACCACUUUGAGUUACAGGGCCGGAAGCUGCGUGUGGAAUAUAAGAAGAUGCUCCCGCUGCAGGAGCGCGAGCGCAUUGAACGGGAGAAGCGCGAACGUCGCGGCCAGCUGGAAGAACAGCACAGGCCCAUGGCUUCCUCGCAGCUCCAAACUCAGAGCUCCAUGUCUUCGCUGACCUCCCACAUUCCUGCCACGUCGCCUUCCCCUGUGUCUCAGCGUGGUCAGAAGCUGGAUGUCGAUCUGAAUGAUAGCACGACGCUCUCAUACUACUCGCAGCUUCUCCUUUUCAAGGAGGACCCCAGCCGGGACUCUGUCCUCUUCCCCGCUACCCUCAGUCCUGUCCAGCGUCGGACAGUUCAUACCCUUGCGCACAACAUGGGGCUAGGUCAUGCCUCCCGUGGCAGUGGCGAGCAGCGACAGGUGCAGGUUUUCAAAGUCGCUCCAGGCACCAACGUAAGCCCGCCGUUGACUUCCAUCCCCACAGCAGUCCAGCCAGCAGACACUGCUCGCCGUGGGUUGAACCGCGCUGCCACCAUUGACUUCAGCGAAGCUAGAAACGAGGGAGGGCCUGGACCAUUCAGCACCCUCCGCGGACAAACCUCUGGCUUCCUCGGUGUUCUGGAUUCCCCCGGCAACUACGGAAAUGCACAGAACCUCCGCGCGGCCAAGUCCUUUGCCGAUUUGCGCUCGUACACUCCCUCCCCCGUGCCGUCUUCUGCUAGCUUUCCCGCGGCUUUGCAGUCCAACGGCGCUCGUCUGCAGCAUUAUGAGGGUGCGGCCAGUGGCGCGUCCAACACCCCGACUCUGACCCCCGCCCCAUCCGGCUCCAACCUUGGACUGCAACGGGACGACAAUCUGUUAGUGAAUAGUCUGGGCGGACUUUCCCUGGGCACUGGAAUUGGGGGGCCGAAUGCGAGCCCGAGGAGAUUGAGGGGUAUGUUCUCUUGGGAACAGCCGGAAAGUCAGCCUUCCAGUGCUGGUCCCAUCGGUAGUAACCGCUCCAUCGGACUUGGAUUUGACGGUCAGUCACAGGAGCGCAUGCCCAUUAGGCAGCCCAGAGGCCCUAUGUCCGAGAAGGGCCCGGGAUUCCGCCGAUCGAACGGGCACCAACCGCGUGGAAGUGAUGAACUGCGUCCCAGUUCUGGCGUGGAGAUUAUUGUGGAGUAG
Molecule: messenger RNA, 1824 nt
Organism: Aspergillus clavatus NRRL 1
Lineage: Eukaryota; Fungi; Ascomycota; Eurotiomycetes; Eurotiales; Aspergillaceae
Product: putative R3H domain protein
Exons: 3
Coding region: 1-1824 (607 amino acids)
Cellular component (GO): cytoplasm; nucleus
Molecular function (GO): mRNA binding
Source: RefSeq, a predicted model, not a curated record